Calidris pugnax (ruff) is the source of this 2872-nucleotide messenger RNA. Its product is annotated as centrosomal protein of 85 kDa-like. The transcript has 3 exons. NCBI's taxonomy places the organism in Eukaryota, Metazoa, Chordata, Aves, Charadriiformes, Scolopacidae. Bases 1 to 426 code for a protein of 141 amino acids. The record is from RefSeq and is a predicted model, not a curated record. Gene Ontology annotation, cellular component: centrosome.
AUGCUCACACCCUGUAGGACUGACACUCAUCUGCUUUCGGUGCAGAACCAGGAUCUCAUUGAGAAGAACCUGACCCUUCAGGAGCGACUGCGGCAGGCGGAGCUGACAACCCAGCCUCUGCCUGCUGAGACAGCCCACCUCGCCCAGGAGCUACACAGCGAGCUGGCCAGUUGUCUGCAGGAUUUACAGUCUGUCUACAGCAUUGUCACUCACAGGGCUCAGGGCAAGGAUCCCAACCUCUCUCUGCUCCUGGGCAUUCGCUUUGUGCAGCACUCUACUAAGGAGAAUGACGACUUGCUGAGCCCUGAUGGACUUGCAAAGAAACUGGUGGAGGUGAAACAGCUUCACAAAGAGGUGGAGGACUUAAGGACGGCAAUAUCUGACAGAUACGCUCAGGACAUGGGAGACAACUGCAUCACCCAGUAAAGAACACUCCCCAAAGUAAGACAGGGAAUGAAGACUUGAAAAUCUCAGGAGCCUCGUGCUCCUACAACCCAAAACCUAUUCAGCACUUUACCAUCCCUUUGCUCGGGUACAAGAUGUGUGACUUAUCCAACUUUUGAGAAAUCAGGGGGUUUGUUGCCAGAAGUGUUUAGCUGCUGACUGGCUAACUGGAAUCGUUCAGGGCUUCAGUGUUGGGCUUUGAUCUUGUGGAAUGUGUUUAUGCUGUGUUUGCUGGAGCUGGUGUGGUCUCUGCUGCUGGGAGAUGAAUUCUGAAUUGCCUUCCAGGCAUGUCAACUGCUGAACAUGCAGUUAAAAUCAUCACUAAAAAGAAACGUAUGCCCUGGUCUUUCUGAUAAAUUCUCUGUGCAGAUCCUGUGUGACUAGUAAGACCAGAGGAUUAUCAGAGAGUUCAGGGGAUACCUGUGGACUUCAGAGGUGAGCAGGUGUGCCAGUUAUACCAGUGCUAAUUACAUCCAGGUGCUACAGGCUCCUCGGGUCUCUGUGUGCACAGCUCUGGCUUUGGAGGCUUGUGUAGCCAUUCACGGAGCAGGACCUGCUUUGCUCAGGGAAAUGCAACCAGACUCUUUCAGUCACCGACAGAAUUGGGGACUAAAGCAACACUAAGACUCUGAAAACACCCCCUCCCGGGCACUGUUACCCCAGAAGCCUUAAGCCUUUUAUCCCCCCCCCUCCUCUGAAAUAGCGCUCUGAGCGUGGGUAUGAUUCAGACUGCAGAGGAAGUGGAGUGAUGCUGAAGUGCCUUAAUGUGCCAGAGAAACCUCCUGUCCCCACACUGCUUGGUGCCUAAUGCAUCUGCUGGCAGGGGGAGGAACUGCUGUUUCUCCUAGCAGCUUUUUAAGUCAUCCCAAACAAUCCUGGGGAGCCUUGAAUGUCUGGAGCCCCUGCCGGAGCCGCAGAGAGGUUCUGAGCCUCUGGGGAACCCUGCUGCAGGCCAGUGGGGAGACAUCACUGCUUGGCUGGCUGCUCGCUGGGGAGAAGGCCAUUCCUGGUCCUAAACGUGGCAGGAUGGAUCCCAGAGCUCUCGCUGAUGUCUGUAAGGCAGAGACCACUCAGGCUUUGUCAUAGACCUGCCCCUCGUUCUCUGGGAGCUCCCUAUUCCUCUGCUAAAUAACAGGAUUUCUAAAUAAAUCAGCUUGGGAUGCGGUUCUCUUUGUCACAACCCUCCUUAACCUUAGAGGCAACUUGUCCUGGUGCAGACUCCUUGCUUGUGACAACUCUGUGGUGCUGAGAGUGGAGCUUUUUUGGUUUUUAGCUUGAGUUAAGAGCAAGAUAAGAAGUCAGUUACGUUAACGGGGAGGGGGGGAAAUACUGAUGAAACUUCUGUCCGUUUGGUCAUUCUUGGUUCACGUUGGGGGCUGCAUUUGUGAGAAAUGCUUUUGUUAUUCCUUUGGGUUAAAACUUAAGACCAAAUCUGUUCUGUUCUUUGUGUUUGGCCACCGUGGUGGGGUGGGGUGGGGUGGGCUGGGGGCAAUAAAUGGUUCAGUUUGCUGUCCCGAGCUGCCCCCUGCGUGGCAUCUGUGGGGCAGCCAGCGGCCUGCUCUGUUCUUGCUGUGUUUGGUUUAUUACAUUUCUGCCUGUUUCUGCUCCCAGGCUGCUGAUGCCACGUACUGAGCUUAAAUGUGGGCCAAGGCUAUUUUUUGGAACUCCUUUGUCCUGGCUGCUGGGGUGCAGAGAGCAGCACCAGCUGUGGUGGUUGCUCUCUCCCGCAGGUUAAUGGGGUGCUGUUUGGCACCAUCCCCUUUCUCUCCUCACUCUUUGGCGGGGUGUGAGACCUAGUUCCUGGGUGCUGUGCCCCCUGUCCCUGCAGAGCUGGCUGUGAAAUGGGAUCGUGGCUGGAACCCCAUCUCGGUUGAUGCUUGUUGGGCUGCCCAGCUGGGGGGGGAGUAACACCCCCAUGUUAUCCCCCUGCAAAAAUGGACCUGUCUGGCUAAAAUGGUGAUCCCACCUGCCAUAGGUGACCGCUGCUCUCCAUGCUGGGGAAAUCUUGGGCCUUUCCUAACAGAGCACCCCAGACAGGGGUGGCAGGACCCCCUUCUCCCCUCAGUCCCCCUUGUGUCUGCCCGGUGCUGUGUGUCCGUCUGUCCCCCCCCACCCCGGGUCGCGUUGCGUGUGCGGUGUAUUUAUACCAGCCUUCGUCUCGCCCGUUUGUUUGUACUGAGUAUUUUGAAUAUAUUAUAAAAUAAAGCUGCUCUGCUCCACUUCUUGUGCGAAGCGGCUGGGUGCCGGGGGGGGGAGCCGGGGCCGGUCCCCGCCGAGGCCGCAUGCCCGGGCCCGCCGGCCCCAUUGGUCCCCGCAGUCACAUGCCGGGCGGUGGCGGGGCCGCCCGUUCCCUCCUUCCCUCCCUCCCUCCGAGCUUCCCUCCGCCGGGCUGAGCGCUGGGAGCGGCCGCGAUCGCAGCAUGACGGGG